This is a messenger RNA of Nelumbo nucifera (sacred lotus), 2143 nucleotides long. Its product is annotated as aspartic proteinase A1-like. Lineage: Eukaryota; Viridiplantae; Streptophyta; Magnoliopsida; Proteales; Nelumbonaceae. Gene Ontology annotation, molecular function: aspartic-type endopeptidase activity. The record is from RefSeq and is a predicted model, not a curated record. Gene Ontology annotation, biological process: lipid metabolic process; proteolysis.
CCAAGGCAUUAAAUCAAUAACCUCGCCUCCGACUGUUAUCGGAAUUUGCUUAAGGUUUUCCGUUGAAAACAACUGGAUUUAAAGAAUCAGACGGCUGAGAUUCUGAGGCACUUAAAUCUCUCUUCGACGCAGUUUCGAAGUUCGACGACUGGUUGCUAAGCUGAAGGAAAAGCUUUCUGAAUGGUAGUUUUUAGUUUUUCUGUCGCUCUCCCUGAAUCGUUCUUUUCUAUUUCUUCUCUUUCUUGGUUUCUUCGAGUCUCUCUUCGUUGUCCACUCUCUUCGUCUUCUAUGCGAAGUUGAUCCAUUCCGUCAAUAUGGGAAUCAAAUACAAAGCUACUGUGCCUUCUCUUUUCCUUUCGUUCCUUUUGUUUUCUCUGGUCCUUUCUUCGCCCAAUGAUGGGCUGUUUAGAAUUGGGCUGAAGAAGAUGAAACUCGACCAGAAUAACCGGCUUGCUGCUCUACUUAAACCUGAGGGAGAGGAGCCUCUAAGAGCUUCUACACGGAAGUAUCAUCUUGGCGGGAACCAUGAGGACUCUGGAGCUACUGACAUAAUAUCACUUAAGAACUACAUGGAUGCCCAGUAUUUUGGAGAGAUUGGUAUUGGAACUCCCCCUCAGAAGUUCACUGUGAUAUUUGACACUGGUAGUUCUAAUUUGUGGGUACCAUCUUCAAAGUGCUACUUUUCGGUCGCUUGCUAUUUCCAUUCCAAAUACAAGUCUAGCCUGUCUAGCACCUACAAGAAAAAUGGGAAAUCAGCAGAGAUUCAAUAUGGCACUGGAGCUAUUGCUGGUUUCUUCAGUGAAGACGAUGCCAAUGUUGGUGACCUCGUUGUGAAAGAUCAGGAAUUCAUUGAGGCAACUAGAGAGCCUGGUCUUACGUUUUUGGCUGCCAAGUUUGAUGGCAUACUUGGGCUUGGAUUUCAGGAGAUUUCAGUUGGAAAUGCUGUCCCUGUUUGGUACAACAUGGUUAACCAAGGACUUAUUAAAGAACCUAUUUUCUCAUUUUGGUUCAACCGAAAUCCACAAGAAGAAGAAGGGGGUGAAAUUGUGUUUGGUGGGGUUGAUCCAAAUCAUUACAAGGGCCAGCAUACAUAUGUCCCGGUGACUCGGAAAGGAUAUUGGCAGUUUGAUAUGGGAGAUGUUCUGAUUGGUGGUAAAACAACUGGAUUCUGCUCAGGUGGUUGUGCAGCUAUUGCUGAUUCUGGAACCUCAUUGUUGGCUGGUCCAUCGACUAUCAUUACUGAAAUCAAUCAUGAAAUUGGAGCUUCUGGGGUUGUUAGCCAGGAAUGCAAGACAGUUGUUGCACAAUAUGGGCAAGUAAUAUUAGAAAUGCUAUUAGCAGAGGCACCACCAAAGAAAAUAUGCUCCCAGAUUGGUUUAUGCACUUUUGAUGGGACUCGAGGUGUUAGUACUGGCAUCAAGAGUGUAGUAGAUGAGAGCAAUGACAAGUCAUCUGGUGGUCUGCAUGACACCAUGUGCUCUGCUUGUGAAAUGACAGUUGUGUGGAUGCAAAAUCAACUUAGGCAGAACCAAACACAAGAUCGGAUAUUGAACUACGUCAAUGAGCUUUGCGAUCGUUUGCCUAGUCCAAUGGGACAAUCUUCUGUUGAUUGUGAUAAGCUUUCUUCCAUGCCUAUUGUUUCCUUUACUAUUGGUGGUAAAGUGUUUGACCUUACUCCACAAGAGUACAUCCUCAAAGUGGGCGAAGGGCCUGAAGCUCAGUGCAUCAGCGGAUUUACAGCUUUGGAUAUUCCUCCUCCUCGUGGACCUCUAUGGAUCUUGGGGGAUGUUUUCAUGGGCAGCUACCACACGGUGUUUGACUAUGGCAAUCUAAGAGUUGGAUUUGCAGCAGCAGCAUAAAUGAAUAUUAUGAACCCAACUUGCUCCCCUCUUCCAUCUCUCUCUUUUUCCCUGCUGUCCACACCUCUGAUCCACCUUUCAAUACAAACUUAAAAAAUGGGGUUUGUUGUCUAUAUUGGCUCUUGAAUGAUAUGCUUAAAUGUUCACUUGUCUAUGCUGUCAUGUCUUCCCCUUCCCUGCUCUUAUGAGCCGUUUGAUAACGCUGAAGUGGCUGAACUGAAUGACUUAUUGGUGUGUGAACUCCUUGAUACUUAUCACUUGUCUAUGCUGUCAUGUCUUUGCCU